CCAGUGCGCUCCGCGGCCGGCCGCGGACGGGCGGGCCGGGUCUGUGCUACGUGUCGCGGCAGCUGCGCAUCUCCGGCUGGAUAGCCGGAGCGACCGGCCUCCGGACCAGGGCGUGUCCGGGCGUACGGAGCAGGAGCCGGCGUCGCCGCAAGCAGCAGCAAAACUACCAAGUUCGGGACAAUAUAACAUACCCUGCUUCGUUAAAGUUUCUUAUUAUCUCCUCCACAAGCUGAAGAUGAAUGGAUGUAUGCCGGCAAAUUUCAGCUUUUCCCCCUACAACUGGCAUAAAUACAAAUGCUUCCAGCAAGUCGGUUUGCGCCGGGUGCCGGUCGAGUGUCUGGUCAACCUCGGGGACGACCCCAUCAAAACCCAAUCGUGGGCUCCGCGGUGCGACGCUGACCUGAGACUGGUUGUCGGCUUCAACUGCUUUGCCUCCAGCUGGGGCCUGCUCAAAGGCCCAGAGGCCAGUUCCUCUGAGCCGGCCACCCGCGAGUUCGCCGCGUCCCUGGUCUCAGGUCUGAAGGACUCUUUGGUGGAUAUCAGCAGCGACCAGGACUGGCUGGCCGCCACCCGACAGUACAUCGACCGCUGCGCCGAGAACGCCGACCCGAGCCUGACGCCGGGCCGGCUGGCCGUCCACCUGCUGAUGUGUCUCGAGCUGCAGUGGUACAGCAGCUGCGGCCGCCAGCACGAGCAGAAUGGCACCCUGAGCGCGGAGGGUGCGCGGCGCAGGGCCGCCGUCCUCUCCGGUAGCUGCCCUCUCAGCCCCAACACGCUGAGGACAGCCCUGGAGCGAGUCACUGGGCACACGAUGAAGGAGUGCUGGAGGGUGCCUUUCGGCGAGAGCAGCCCCUAUCGGCUGUACGACGCUGGCGUGGCCGGUCUGGCCUGCCUCCUGAAUGACUUCACCAAGAGAGACGGCACGCUGAACUUGGGCCGCCUGAGGGGCGCGAUCAGGCGUGACAACGCCAAGGGGAACAGAAACAAAUGUGGGGAGAAAAAUGAAAACGGAAAAGGAGAUGGCAAUGGCAAGGGGAACGGUAAAGGAAAAGGAAAGGGUAAAGGAAAGGGAAAUGGUAAAGGGAAGGGAAAUGGUAAGGGAAAAGGAAAGGGGAAAGGAAACCCGGAUGACAAUGGAGAAGAAUCGCAGUACUGUACUCUGCUGGAGAUUGUGGACAACUGUGACGGCACUAAGACUGCCGAGCAGUUCGCCAAGUGCUGGGCCGAGUACGGCUCCCCCAGCUGCGGUUACCAGCUGACCAACACGCUGGCAGCCCAGCUCCCGGACGGGUGCCACGCGAAACCUGCCUUCAACCAGAACCAACGCGCUGACUGAACCGCCGCGCUGUCUGGCCUCCAGUCCCAGCUUCCUUUCCGUAGUAGCAGGUUCAGGAGAGAUCCCACGUUAUGCUGCCUAACCGCGCACAAUAUUGUGGCGCGUAGAGGUGUCUCGUGCAUAUGUAACCAGCUAUGCUUCUGACUGUUUUAUUUUCGGGGAAAUAUAAUACUGCAUAUUCUG
This is a messenger RNA of Amphibalanus amphitrite, 1519 nucleotides long. RefSeq lists its product as uncharacterized. The transcript is spliced from 3 exons. The record is from RefSeq and is a predicted model, not a curated record. Lineage: Eukaryota; Metazoa; Arthropoda; Thecostraca; Balanomorpha; Balanidae. Bases 236 to 1336 code for a protein of 366 amino acids.